Molecule: messenger RNA, 874 nt
Organism: Rhinichthys klamathensis goyatoka
Lineage: Eukaryota; Metazoa; Chordata; Actinopteri; Cypriniformes; Leuciscidae
Gene: lypc
Product: ly6 domain containing, pigment cell
Exons: 3
Coding region: 148-528 (126 amino acids)
Source: RefSeq, a predicted model, not a curated record
ACUGCUGUAGUCUGAAUUGAAUUAUGUUCUAGGGUGGAGUCGCAUUUUGAUGUUAAAAAGGCAGGGUUAGAGGAAAAGAUGAUAAUGUACAAACUGGACCAUUCUGACCUGUUAAAGGAUUACGCUGUAGACUAAGACAAUCUAAACAUGUCUCAACAUUUUAGACACAUCCUCUUCUUUUGUCUUCUCCCAUCUGUGGUUCCUCUGUUCUGUUAUACAUGUGUAUUUCCUUCCAUCUCACCCCUGGACUGUCUCAAGUUCCCCACCAGGUGUUCGCCGGGUCAGCUCUGUCUUUCUAGCAAAGCUGUUGGACAGCGAGGGGAUUUUCAGGUCACCCUGUAUGAAAAGAGCUGUGCUCUUCCUCCCCUGUGUGGAUUAACAGGAGAGAAGUUUGCCUUUGGUUUAAACUUUACCUUCACCAGUGACUGUUGUGAUACUCUGCUCUGCAACGGCAUCUCAGCCAGUUCUGCUGGCGUCUGGUCCAGCACUCUGCUCUCGCUUCUUCUGGCAUUGCUUUAUUCACAGUAAACUCAACUAAUGGAUUCUAUUUAAAAUAAAAUAAAAACACAAAAACAGACAAAAUGUAUAGGCUAACACCACCAACAACAACAAUAACACACUUUUGGGGAUAUCUUGAAUAAUUAUAAGUUCUGUUAAAGAAUAAAGUAAUUCCUAGAACCAUUGGGUUACACUUUAUUUUAAGGUGUCUGUAUUUAACUACAUGUACUUACUAUAGGAUUAGUAUUGGGGUUUGGUUUAGGGUUAGUUGCAUGUAUUGCUAUGUCAACACUUUACAAUAAGGUUAAUUUGUUAACAUUAGUUAAUGUAUUAAAUAUGAUUUAAUAAUGUAUUAGUAAAUGUUGAAAUAAAGAUU